CGGCUCGGCUAAAUCGGGCGGGGACUGUGUGUGCUGUAAACGUUUCGGGACGUCGGACGCGCUUUUGUUGUGUGCCGCUGUUUGGGGGAGAUAUUUUCGUCGUUUUCCGCCCUAAGAAGAACAGGUUGCAGUCGCAAGCGGUGGGAGUGGAUAUCGUUAAAUGUUAAAGUUCGGUACGCACGGGCUUUGAGCUUCCGUAGUGUUUGUGUAAUUUGCAAAGGGAAACAAGAGUUUUAAUGUGAUGUAGUGAUGUUGAAUGGAAUGUAGCGUCUCCGCUCGCUUGCAGAAAAGUAAAGCAUUUCAAGCUCGCUAUGUUUCUUGCGUAUGGUGCUUUAUCGCUGUGUCUAUCAUGAUUCGCAUCCUGCUAGAGGAGUGUUGUGUACGUGUUGCUGAAAUUGUGUGCUUAAUCGCUAAUUCGACGACGAAAAACGCGUUGUGAAAGGAAAAUCAAUCCAUCACCAAAGCCAGAGGCGCGGAACGCUGUCGAGAGACCUUUCCCCCUCCUUUUGUUGAUGGAAGCUGUAGUGUGCCAAAGGGAAGUGUGUUUGGUGAGCAGUACGCUGGAAACUGUACCUAGAAAGAGCAUUCGCAAAACCUUUCGCGGAAAAGCCUCGUUACGUUGCUAUUAGCAACGCUUGCCACACAUACUAAGCUAGUUGUGCCCUUUCAGAAAAGGUGUAGUGAAGAGGGCAGCGGGGUAGUGAGCUCGUUGGUAGAAAAGAAAAUCCUGCCCCAAUCGGAAAGUGUGUGACCGCACCAGGACGGGUGUGUCCCACCCGGUGUCCAGCUGCUUCCAAAUCGGCAUCUGGGCGUGUGGAUGGAAAAAUGUGCCAGCGAGCAAUGCUGAUGUUGCCAGUAGUACGCAUCGUGCCACAGUUCCUGCCAGCCGCCAUAGCCGCAACCCAGCAGCAAGCCCAACCCGCCAGACUGGACUGUCGCCUGCGUCCAUCCGUCCAUGACCAGGUACGAUCGGUACAGCUUGUCGACCGACCAGCAGCAACAGAAGCAGACGCUAAACCCACCAUCAGCAGCAGCAGCAGCAGACCGGAGGCUCGACACGGUAGCGGUCGCUUCUCGCACAACGAUGACUGACGAGGAGCUGCUGUUGCUCGAGCGGGCGAACGCCGAGCGGGAUGAGAUAUUCCUGCGCUACGAUCAGGGCCGCAAGUGCGACAGUAUCGAUGCGUGGGAAGAUCCAAUGUUCGAAGUGUACACGCAGGCGGACCGGUACGGCUUCCUGCAUCCCGUGGCGCCGGCCCAGUCGAAGGAGGCGGAACUGCUGCAGCACCGGAUCGAGAUGGAGCGCGUGAAGAAAUGGGUCAAGAUGCACAAAAACUGGGACGCGGCGGCGACGAAGGAAAAUCUGCGCCGGCGCGUAAUGAAAGGCAUCCCGGAUCGGAUGCGCUCGGCAAUCUGGCGCAAGCUGCUCGACCUGGACCGGCAGAUCCGGGAGAAUGGGGGCAUGUACGACCGGAUGCUGGACUGUGCCCGGCGCCACAGUCCCGACAUACGGCAGAUCGAUUUCGACGUGAACCGCCAGUUCCGCAAUCACGUGUUCUACCGCGAGCGGUACAGCGUGAAGCAGCAGAGCCUGUUCCGCGUGCUGGCCGCGUACAGUAUGUACAACACCGAGGUCGGCUACUGCCAGGGCAUGUCGACGGUCGCCGCGGUGCUGCUGAUGUACUUCGACGAGGAGGACACGUUCUGGGCGCUGGACGUACUGAUGACGAAUCAGCGCUACGCCAUGCACGGGCUGUAUAUAGUGGGGUUUCCGAAGCUGAUGCGGUUCCUGGCGCACCACGACCGCAUCCUGACCAAGUGUUUGCCCAAGGUGAAGAAACAUCUCGACAAGCACGAGGUACACUCGGUGCUGUACUCGUUGAAAUGGUUUUUUGUUAUCUUCAUCGAGCGGAUACCCUUCAGUCUUUGUCUGCGGGUGUGGGACAUCUACAUGAUGUACGGCGAACGCGUACUAACGGCGAUGGCUUACACGAUACUAAAGGUUCACAAAACGAAGCUUCUUCGGAUGAAGGACAUGGAUCAGGUGACGGACUUCCUACAGACAUCGCUGCACAAACAGUUCGGCUAUGAUGAUGACUAUGUGAUAAAAGCGCUUCAGAGUUCGAUGGACGAGCUGAAGAAGCUAAAACUUCUAAAUCUGCCACCUCCAUCCGCCAACGAGCUACCCACAAUGCCACGAGGGCAAACGGUCGAACCUUCCACAAAGGCGAGAAUCGGCCAUCGCAAUGAACAGUUUUCGGAGCGAGAGAUAGCACUCAAGGAGACGGUGCUGUAUCGCAGCGAAUCGAAGAACGAGGAGGAAGAAGAACAGUACAAUAAUGGCGUGCAGGGGGCCGGAGACCGUGCCGCUACGGCGGAAGAUGAAGACGACGAGCGCACGGAGAAAGAUUACGAUGAUAUUACGGAAGAUACCGUGAGCCAACUGCAUACAGGCUUGCAAAGGCUGCCAAAAAAUGCGCGUAUAGUCAAAGGCGUUAGUACCAGCUCGUUGCGCACAAUCCAGAGUUUCACUACGUUCGAUACCGGUACCUCGUUGGCGACCAGCUUAAAUUCCCUCGUCAUCAUCGAUUCGAUUGAUGACUAUUGUGAUAACGAUAGAAUUAUCGAAGAAAGUACUCGCUUGUAAAGAACGGUGUAGCAUAAUAUGGCGCGGAACCAUUCCGGUAGUCGUCCUUCCUCUGCGUAGUUCUCUCGGUUUGUGAGAAUUACAACAACAACAAAAUGGGUAAGCGUAAACUGUGCGUAAAGUAGGCAAAUACCAAUACUCAAAAAUAAAAAAGAGCAACCCCGUUCGCAGUGCAUACACUUGCACCAUCAUGAAAUCGAAGAUCAAAGGUGGUUUACGUGCUUUGUCUUUUUUUGCUAUCUUAGUAACCAUUGGUGCGUGAAGCUUCCACUGUAGCAAGAGCACUAGAGAACGUUCAUUCGAUUUCGGUCUGUCGUUAGUGGCGGAAGCAAAAUUUUAAGUCUUUUAGCUAAAUUCAAAGUGUAACCCCGGUGCCAUAGCCAAGGAAGGAGAGAACUUCGGAACGUUCGUAUCGAAUCAUCCAUCAUCUAAUCAAACAGAGCAAAGAAUGUAUCGAAUUGUUAAAGAAACUAUCGGCCAUCUAAGCAUGGUCCCUAAGGUACGGCCAAUGUCCUCGAAAGCCCCGAAGAACCGGUCGGGAACGGGGAGCGAGAAGUGCAAGCAGAAAGUGUGCGAAGACCGUGCCCGAGAUUUGGGCGUGUUCGAGGGCACCGUGCCGGAGCGCUUGCAGGUGGCCAGCCCGCAGAUGUGGCGACCCUGUCCGGAUCCGCCGAAGCCGCGCGAGUUUAGCUGCGACGAUGCCGGUCUGCUCAACAUGACCCGUCGGAGACGCGAGCCGGUGCUUAAGAAGACCAGCUGCACCUCGCCCGCUCCCAGCGUUGAGGCGCCGGAAUGCAUCAAAAUCAAGGAGGACUUAUGCCUGCGCGUGCAGGUGCCCGGUUGCGGCAAGGUUAAGUUUCCACCGAAGUGUGACGCACCCUUGCCGGUGCGCGAUUGCGUCAAGCAGAAGGCACCGGUUCCGGCGUUCUCCGAGGCGUACAAAAACCCCUUCCCACCGCUACCGAUCUCGGAGUGCUUGUGCUACGAUGCGACCAAAAUGUGCUAAAUUCUUUUUUUUUUGGCACGCGGCAUGCAACACACAGUUGGCGAGAAACGGUUGAUUCGGCGUAUUGAUUUUCCUAUGCAAUAAUUAUUAUAAUUUACGCAUAAAGCUUGCUCUGUGCCGUUAUCGGA
Messenger RNA from Anopheles gambiae (African malaria mosquito), 3781 nucleotides. RefSeq names its product USP6 N-terminal-like protein. NCBI's taxonomy places the organism in Eukaryota, Metazoa, Arthropoda, Insecta, Diptera, Culicidae. The transcript is spliced from 7 exons. Bases 956 to 2647 code for a protein of 563 amino acids. The record is from RefSeq and is a predicted model, not a curated record.